Setaria italica (foxtail millet) is the source of this 2330-nucleotide messenger RNA. RefSeq names its product mitogen-activated protein kinase 16. Bases 458 to 1984 code for a protein of 508 amino acids. The transcript has 9 exons. The record is from RefSeq and is a predicted model, not a curated record. Gene Ontology annotation, cellular component: cytoplasm; nucleus. Gene Ontology annotation, molecular function: ATP binding; MAP kinase activity. NCBI's taxonomy places the organism in Eukaryota, Viridiplantae, Streptophyta, Magnoliopsida, Poales, Poaceae. Gene Ontology annotation, biological process: protein phosphorylation; intracellular signal transduction.
GCGAUAGUUGCAGAUCUGCCGCCUUCUCCGCAGCUUCCCCUGUCCCGGUGGUGCCCCCCUCCGUCUCCGCUGCCCGCGCCCCGGGCGCCCGCGGUGGUCGGGUGUCCACUGCUCACACGUGCGCUUCCCCGCUGCUCCGCCUGCCACACGUAAAAUGGCCCGCCCCCACUACCCGGCGCCUCCCUUUCUUCCCCCUCCCUCACCGCCACCGCACCCCCCCAACCGUCACUAACGGCAGCGGCACGGUUCACCCCGCGCGCGAGGGCGGCGCCGCCGAGGAUCCCGGGGGCGAGGGCGUAGCGGGACGCGGAGUGGCACCGGGUCGCGCGGGAUCGGCACGGGGGCGGCGCGCGCGGCGCCAUGGACGCGAAGAAGGUGCGGGCCGGCAUCGAAACUCCCCCUUAAUCGCGGUGUGUGCUCCGGUUGGCACGUGUCCGGAUUCCGGGGCGUGGAUUUGAUGGGCUCGGCCCCGUCCUCGUGGCCUGACCAGGGCUCGGACCAGGCGCCUUUCUUCACUGACUACGGCGAGGCGAGCCGGUACGAGGUCGCCGAGGUGGUUGGCAAGGGCAGCUACGGCGUGGUCGCCGCCGCCGUCGACACCCGCACCGGCGAGCGCGUCGCCAUCAAGAAGAUCAACGAUGUCUUCGAGCACAUCUCCGACGCUACCCGCAUCCUCCGCGAGAUCAAGCUGCUCCGCCUCCUUCGCCACCCGGACAUCGUCCAGAUCAAGCACAUCAUGCUCCCGCCCACGCGCCGCGAGUUCCGCGACAUCUACGUCGUCUUCGAGCUCAUGGAGUCCGACCUCCACCAGGUCAUCAAGGCCAACGACGACCUCACGGCUGAGCACCAUCAGCUCUUCCUAUACCAGCUGCUCCGCGGCAUGAAGUAUAUCCACGCCGCAAAUGUUUUUCACCGGGACCUCAAGCCCAAGAACAUUCUUGCCAACGGCGACUGCAAGCUCAAGAUUUGUGACUUUGGCCUUGCUCGGGUGUCUUUCAACGAUACGCCUUCAGCGAUAUUCUGGACGGAUUAUGUAGCCACAAGAUGGUACCGUGCUCCAGAAUUAUGUGGCUCAUUCUUUUCAAAGUAUACUCCUGCAAUUGAUAUCUGGAGCAUAGGAUGUAUAUUUGCUGAAAUGCUUGCAGGCAAGCCUCUGUUUCCUGGCAAGAAUGUGGUACAUCAAUUGGAUCUCAUGACAGAUCUACUUGGCACUCCUUCAUCAGAGUCAAUUUCCAGGAUUCGAAAUGAAAAGGCUCGUCGAUACUUAAGUAACAUGAGAAAAAAACAUCCAAUUCCUUUUACACAGAAGUUUCCUGGUAUAGACCCAAUGGCUCUUCAUUUGCUUGAGCGUCUACUUGCUUUUGAUCCAAAGGAUCGACCAACUGCUGCAGAGGCCUUGACAGAUCCAUACUUCACUGGAUUAGCAAAUUCUGAACGCGAGCCUAUAACACAGCCUAUCUCGAAACUUGAGUUUGAGUUUGAAAGAAGGAAGCUGGCCAGAGAUGAUGUUCGGGAAUUAAUUUAUAGAGAGAUUUUGGAGUACCACCCUCAGAUCUUGCAGCAGUUUCUUUGCGGUGGGGAUAAGUCAAACUUUGUGUAUCCAAGUGGGGUGGAUCGUUUCAAGAGGCAAUUUGCUCAUCUCGAAGAAAGUGCUGCUAAGGGUGAGAAGACUAGCCCACAGUUACGGCAGCAUGCUUCCCUACCAAGGGAAAGAGUAAAUGACAUCGGGGAUGGCCUUGAGAAGCCAAGUGCAGAUUACUGCAUAAGAUUGCAUGUGUGUGAGCAACCAGCAUCCGCAUCAGUUACAGAUGGCCUGAGCAAGCCACUAUCAAGUUCUCGUAACUUCCUGAAGAGCGAAAGCAUCAGUGCUUCCCAGUGUGUUGUCAUCAAACAAAAGCGAGACAAAGAUGAGGAAUCUAUAUCUGAGUAUAGGAACGAUGCAGUUGAUGGUGUGCCACAGAGGAUUGCUCAACUCAAAACCUGACAACCUUAAGGAACAGGCAAGAACAAUCUGUACAUCGACAUGUCCAUAGGGGAACUCCAGAAGGCAGAACUAUGAUCGAGAUUCGAUCAGUAGCCACGAUUCCUUUUUGAUGAUUGUGUUGUGUUGUAAUGUUUCCCCCUUCAUUCUUUCUCCUGGAGCUAGAAACAUUUGACCUGAGCUCCAGAUUUUCGUCAGAUGGAAUUGCUGUUCACCCGUGAUCUCAUUAGCUAGUGAAGUAUAGAUUAUUAGCCAGUAACUGAUCUCAGAGUCUGUAAUGUUUUCCAAUACAUGUUUGUAGCAAAUACUAAACUCAACAUAUACAUGAAUUUUACCUGCUUUUCGGUCC